UGGAGGAGUGUUGUACUGGCGGUAUAGGUGGCUGGCUGCUAGGCCAGUGGGCCAGGCAAAAGCUGCAACUUUCCCGCUAGUCGAGCCCGAGUCGACCGUGGCGGUGACGGUGGCCUCUAUUCUAUCGAGAGUCUAGUUGUUCCUCAGGCGUGAAAAAGAAGCUUAAAAUUAUGAGGCCUGCUCGAAAGGACUAAAAGUGAAAGCAAGCAGCAGGACACAGAAAGGACCCUCUGGAGGAGUGAGGAAAGAGAAAGAGAGAGAAAAAAAGAGCGCAGAUAACAGUGAAUUAGUUUUAAGCGACGGAGAUAAGGAAGUGUAGGAGAAUUAAUGUGUUUUAUAGAGCCAGUCAUCUGAAAACAGGCUCAGAGAGAGAAAAAGCGGAAAGAAGAAUAAGCGAAGAGGAACAUUAGGUGUCCAGCCAGCCACCGCUACUCGUCCUCCACCCCUUCCUCGCUCAAAGAGAGAGAGAGAGAGCGAGCUUGUUUAGGAGUAAGGAAAGAGAGAGAGAGAGAGACGGGUCACCCGCACACCGACGUCGCCUGUCGCUGAAGGAAGUGUGUCCUAGAAAGGCGUCCUCUCCAGGAGAGGAGGAGUCCUUCUUCGGGAACAGUGGGUCCCUUGUGGUCCGGUAUCGCUCAGUUCUUGCCCCCCUUGGCGAAAAGUGGCAGAAAUUUCUCUCAAGAUGGGCAACUCUGACAACGAGGAGGCUGUGCGGGAGUGUGAACGUCGCGUGGUGACACCAGAUGAUGCAGAUGACCUGAGUCCAAUGCCUACCCACAUAGCCACAAGCAAGACUAGGCGAGGUGCCAUAUCUGCUGAACCCCUCUCAGAGGAUGAUGCCACUUCAUAUGUCAAAAAGGUUGUUCCUAAGGAUUACAAAACCAUGGCUGCCCUUCAGAAAGCCAUUGGUAAAAAUGUGUUGUUCGCCCACUUGGAUGAGAAUGAACGGUCUGACAUCUUUGAUGCCAUGUUCCCCGUGAAUGCACUCCCAGGAGAAGUGAUCAUCCAACAGGGAGACGAAGGAGAUAAUUUCUACAUCAUAGAUCAAGGAGAAGUGGAGAUUUUUGUCAACGGUGAACAUGUGACAAGCAUUAGUGAUGGUGGAAGCUUUGGUGAGCUGGCACUCAUUUAUGGAACACCAAGGCAAGCUACAGUCAAGGCCAAGACAGACACCAAACUCUGGGGAAUAGACAGAGAUUCUUACAGACGUAUCCUUAUGGGUUCUACCAUAAGGAAGAGGAAAAUGUAUGAGGAAUUUUUGUCCAAGGUGUCUAUUUUGGAAUCCUUGGACAAGUGGGAGCGUUUGGUGGUUGCUGAUGCACUGGAGCCAGUGUCAAUUGAAUCAAGUGCAACAGUAGUACGACAGGGUGAACCAGGUGAUGACUUUUUCAUCAUUGUUGAAGGAACAGCUGUUGUUAUGCAAGCUCGCACCCCCUCAGAGGAACCUGUGGAAGUUGGCAGACUUGGGACCUCAGACUACUUUGGAGAAAUUGCCUUGUUGCUGGAUCGACCAAGAGCUGCAACUGUUAUUGCUGAUGGACCAUUGAAAUGUGUGAAAUUAGAUCGUGCCAGAUUUGAACGUGUUUUGGGUAGUUGUGCUGACAUUUUGAAACGGAACAUAGAACAGUACAAUUCCUUCAUUGCGUUGACUGUUUAAAAUCAUGGAUGCUCUAGAAUUGAAUGGUUUAAUACUAUGUACACAAGUUUAGUCUGGCCUGUAAGCAAAAUUUUAUGCUCCUCUUAGGUGCUUCAUUAUGCUAAUUUCAUAAGGCCUGAACAUCCCUACAGUCCAGGAAGCUCCUUGAUUCAUAAUGUGUACAGUUGCAUCAUAAGCUUUGUAAGUACUAGUAUAAUUUCUGCACAGGUUUUAUAAUCAACAGUUAUCUGUUUCAUGGGCCAACACACUGUGUGUGGAAAAGUGACACAUUUAGUCUAAAUAUAAUCUUGUAGUUUUCCAUGUGGUUCUAGGGGCCAUAUUUUGAUAUAUUGUAUAGGAAGCAUUGUUUCUGAUGCUAGCAAUUUAUGGAAAUAACAAGAUGUGCUCAUUAAAAGAAAAAAUUCUUAGCAAGUAUCAAGUCAAUAAGUAUAUUUAUUCACAUGGUUUAUUUUGUUUGUUUUGGAAUUAUUUACAUAAAUCAAGGAAAGUUUUUCAUGAACAGACAUGAGAGAAACACUUAAGGUCCUGGUGGUUUAUACAAAGAAUAUUUGGUCCAUACUGAUGGGAUUCUCUUUGCUGUUAGAGGUCAUCCAAUCAAGAAUCAAGUUUUCUUUGUUAUUGCUUUCAUGUUUUUGUAAGUCUUAAUUUUAUUGUUUUAGCUGGAAAUAAAGGUGAAAAAAAUCUUGGCAAAAUGAAUUGAAGUUUGUCAUCAAUUUAUUGGCAAAAUUAUUUGUAAAUACUGUAUUAAGAAUGAUGAAACUAGUAAGAUUGUGUUGUUGACCAUUGGACAGAAUAUAUGGGAAAGCGCCAUUAGCAUUUCUUUGUAUAAUUUUUACAGGGUGUUUCAGAGUUGUUUUGCUAUUUUCUUUUUAUAUAAUAUAUAUAAAUAUUUACAUUAUAUAUAUAUACAUAUAUAUAUAUGCAACUCAAGGAAACUGCUUACAUAGUAAUGUAGGAGCUGAUAGCUUUUUCCUUGGUAACAGUCCAGUGUUGUUGUAGGCUUGUAAAUGCAGUCUUAAUUAAUUAGCAUAUGUAAUUUACAGUUACAGAUCACACUUGCAGUCUGAUGAUUAGCCAAACAGGCACAGACUUUACUGCAUUGAUUUCAAAUGAUGUAAAGUCAGUAUUUUCAGUGCUUGAAAGUGAUGUUUUUGAUUGGAUUCCAAAUAUCAAUAGCUUUUAUCAUAAGUAAAAUAACGCUGUAUAAGGUACAGAUAUCUUGGAUAAAUUAUUAGUUUCUGUGUUAAUCCAGGUCCCUGUAGAGUGUUGUUUAUACUUGGCCAUGUAAUAUACAUGAAGUCAGGAAGCACUGUAAUUUUGAAAUGUAUCAACAAUACUACAUUGGAUGUGACUUUUUCACUUAGAGAAUGCAGUAAUUGAAAGUUUAUUGCUGGGAAAGCAUCACAUUUAUGUAGUCAGUUUUUUUUUUCUUCCUUCUUAAAUAUGCUUUCACAUGUCCAGUCUACCAGUGAAAAAGCAAUGAUAUACCCUACUUAAUUACUGAAAACUCCUCAUUUUGACACUAUGUUCCAAAUAAAUUGUCACUAAAGGGAAAUUGGAUAACUUGUCAGUAUCUAUGGCUCGCUUGCAUUGCUUUGACAUGCUUACCCCAGCUCUUUCCAUAGUGGAUCUUAAUUUUUUUUUUCCUUUUAAUCUAUCUCUUUGAAUGCACCCCCACUAGGACACCUCAGUUGUUAGCUGAUUAAAAAAAGAAAUAAGAACUGUAUUUAUUUUUCAUAUUCACUGAUGUCCUUGUGAUAUUCAGGUUAAUAUAGUGCCUAAUGAAUUUAUUUCCUUGUAGGUGACCUCUUGUGCAUUAUUUAUCAAAUCUAUUAUGUACUGUAGUUAUGUAACUUCCCUCACAAGUGGAGUAUUUUCUGCUAUUCCUUUCGUUUGUCAGAAAAGUAAGAGAGUAUUAUGUGUUUUGAGUAUUGUUUUGUAGGUAACAGGAAAGUAAGCAGUAUCAUACAAUCAUACGUAGUUAUUGCUAAGAUGAAUGCGAGCAGUUAUUUUUUUUAUAUAUAUAUAGCAAAAUAGGCACAGUGAAUAUAAAUAAUUGGAAUAAGGAUCUUAAAUUAUUAUUAUAGAAAAACAGUAAAUAGCAACUUUGAUUAGCGAUUUGAUUAAUCAUUAAAGUGUAGAAACUAGUAGUGUAAGAAAUUUUCAGGGAUGGGUUAAGGUAUUCAUUAAAACAAAUAAUGCAACAAAGUAUCAGAAAUUCUUCAGGACGUAGAUCUUUGAAAGCCUUUUUCAUGUGGCAUCUUGUACUCGCAUUAUUGUAUACAUAACUAUGGUGUUAAUCAAGGUUAAUGACGCAAAGCAUUAUCCACACUAGAAUAUAUUGUCAAAUCAAGGCAAAUUGUAGUUGCUUUUCCUCUACAGUGAGGUUUUUUCCAUCUUGUUUUUGUUUUGAAAAUCCAUGCAAGAAUUUAAAUAUAAUAAAGAACUUUUUAAGAAAUUGGUUAAUUAUGGUGUAUAUUGGGACUGGGAUAUGUAUUGGGAACAUAAAUAGAUUGUAGCUUUGAUCUGGUGUACAUUAAUUAUGUUUAAAAUUUUUAAGAAAGUGACAUGAAGAACCUCACUGUGUCCACAGCUUUUAUUUUCUAUUUUUUUUUUCUCUCAAACCUUAGAGCUAGACUAGAAAUGGUGAAUUAUUGUGCUGUCAUUAGAGUAUAUACCCUCCAUGUGUCCCCCUGCUGGGAAGGGGGCCAUGUAGAAUAGAAAUGCUUUUCUGUGUCAUCCUCAGAUUGGAAUAGGUGAAGAUGAAGGGAAGAAUUACCAUUAGGUAUGCAUGUUAACAUUAUCCGUGUCCUAACAUUGUGAAUGGUCAUCAAGAUUUACUUAGGCUGUCAUAGAAUUGACAAGAUCCUAAAAGGUUAGAUCACUGCAUUUCAGUGUUUGGAAAAUUGUUGUUAAUCAUUUCACAGUAGUCGUUGGUAUCCAUGGACUUAUGUCAGUAUAUAAAUUAUAAAACAAAUUUACCACUUCAGUUUGCAAAAAAUUUAAUGUUUGAAAAAAUGGAUAGGGGAAGCAUGAAAGAAUCCUUGUAAGUUUUAGAAACAGUAGUGGUUCUUCCUUGAGUCCUCAGACUAAUCCUAAUCUGUUAACCCUUAAAGCUCCCCUCCAGUUUGCUCCUGGUGAGUAGAUGGAAGGCUCCCACGGCUAUUAUGUGCACAAAAAUUUAUAUAUAAAUAUACAGUAUAUACUUAAAUAUUUACGGUAUCCACAAACUGCUCAUCUGUAAAUCUCCUUUCAUAUGUCUUGCAUGUAAAACUAAUUGGAGGAACAAAUUAUACUGGCUUAUGAGUUUAGAAAAUUUUAAUAAGAUUGGAUUUUCAAGAUAAUUUAACUUUGAAUUUUAUAUUUAUUUUGAAAGCAAAGUGAGAUGAUGAUGAUGAUUCAUUUAGCAAAACCUUUUUCAUUGAUUUUGGCUUAGCUUCUCCAGUGGGUAAUCCUUUAACCUUGUGUAUUACUGGAUAGUAAUAUGUGGGAUUUGGUCAUCACAUGAGGUACUGAUCUUCAGUACAAUAUUUAAAAGUGACAUCAUCGUUUCUAAGCAUACUGGUUCUUUUAGUGUAAUAACACAGGCACCAAAUUGUAUAUCUGGGAAUUGGAUUUUUUAUUUUUCCAUACAUUAGUGGUUAGUAGUCUUAUACGUAUUUAAAAAUUAGCUCUUUAUCUUUUGUUGUAACAAUAGCUUAGUAGCCUUGUGUACACAUUACUCUUAAAAGCAAAGAUGAUAAUAGCAGCAUCUUAUAAUACAAUCUUAAUUUUUCAUAUGUAGUGGUGUCAAGUUUACCAUUUAUUAUUAUUAUUAUACUUGCUAUUUCCAUUACUAAUAGUAUGUAUUAUUUUGGGAGAAUUCCAAACUAAGAUGGAAAAUAUUUGCAAUUUAAUAUUUGAAUAGGUUAUGCUAGCAAUGCAUUGAGUGGUGGAUAAAUUUUAGGGCACUGCUUGAAAAUACAGAGUAUUUUAUGUUUCAUUUAGGUUGUAUAAUUUCUUUGCACUGAUUCCUUAACACCCGUUUUCAUCAGCGAGUGGAAAUGCAAUAGACACGUAAUUGAAGAGCUUAUUACUUAUAAUUUAGCAAAGAAAUCUUAGAUUGAACUGUUAACAGUACUGUACUGAGGUGUUUUUAUUGAACACGCAUCAUAACUUGAACAGUGCCAAAAGUGUUUUGUUAAUUGAAGAAUUGCAAAAUUUUAUAAAUAUUAAUAAUAGUGAUCAAUAAUAAUUUGUCUUACUUUGUAGGCUUUUGUGUCUUUAAUAUAUGCUGCCAAAUAAAGUUUGAAGUAUU
Messenger RNA from Macrobrachium nipponense, 5954 nucleotides. RefSeq names its product cAMP-dependent protein kinase type I regulatory subunit-like (gene Pka-R1). Gene Ontology annotation, biological process: regulation of protein phosphorylation. Bases 683 to 1657 code for a protein of 324 amino acids. The transcript has 8 exons. Gene Ontology annotation, cellular component: cAMP-dependent protein kinase complex. NCBI's taxonomy places the organism in Eukaryota, Metazoa, Arthropoda, Malacostraca, Decapoda, Palaemonidae. The record is from RefSeq and is a predicted model, not a curated record. Gene Ontology annotation, molecular function: cAMP-dependent protein kinase regulator activity.